Messenger RNA from Sphaeroforma arctica JP610, 1926 nucleotides. RefSeq lists its product as hypothetical. The record is from RefSeq and is a predicted model, not a curated record. Bases 482 to 1783 code for a protein of 433 amino acids. Lineage: Eukaryota; Ichthyosporea; Ichthyophonida. Gene Ontology annotation, cellular component: multivesicular body; ESCRT III complex; cytoplasmic side of plasma membrane. Gene Ontology annotation, biological process: late endosome to vacuole transport via multivesicular body sorting pathway; vesicle budding from membrane. The transcript is spliced from 10 exons.
GCGUGAUCUAUAGCGUGCAUGUACAAAUUGAUAAAGAUUAUCUGUAGAGUAGAGUGUAUAUAUUAUAUCUAUAUAGUUGUACUUUGGUAGUGUGGUGAGAAGUGUAUGCAAGCUUACCACCUUUAUGAAGCGUCGCACCAAUACAAAACAUACUGUCAAUGCAAGGUUUACUACCAAUAUAAAGUUUACUACUAAUAUAGAGUACACAAACAAGACUAUUAAUACAAAGUGAUUUAUCAAUACAACAUCGAUACAAAGUACGUUACCAAUAUAAAUUAUACUACCAAUGUAAAGCAUACUGUCAAGACAAGACACAAUAUCAAUUCAUAAACAGGUUUUGUAACAAGCAUCGAUCAAAUUUAGUUUGGGGGGCGGAUACGCUUCUUCAGCAUACACACCGUGUUUAUUAAGAAUAGCAAGGGUCCAGAUCGAGCAUUUUAGAACCCUGGGAAUAAGUGGAAGCUAGCUUCAGCUCAAUAGCAUGAUCAAAUCCGAAGUACAGACACACACGGGCGCACCCACUCGCCCCACUAACGCAGAUGGCGUUAAAGCGUUUGAGGCGCAUUUCAGGCGAAAGGGGAAGUACGCAAUGGAUGCCGUGUGGGUGGACCUCCCACCGUCACGAGAGGUCAAUCCUGAGCUAUACGAUCACAUGAUUGCGUUCUGGCGAGAGAAUCUUGAGAUGUCGGCUGCCUAUGGACCAGGCUCUCGUUUUGUUGUGAAUCUGGAGCUAUUCAGAGACGUCCGGUGGAACGGCACCACCUACUGGGAUGAAAACCUGGGGCGCAUUCUGUUGGAGCUGCUGUCUAGUCCCACUGACUCCGCCAAGCUAGUGCGCCGAGACGAUGUGCUGCGAGGCACAGGUGUGGGGGCGUAUCUGCUGUCUGUGAUGAAGUGGUUGGCGUCGGGUGUGUGGGGUGUGGACCCACAGACGCUGCUGAGCGAUGGCCAGCAGUAUGUGCUGCUCGAGGCUCUGAAGACAGAGGCACACGCACUGUACCAACAGAGGAAGUACAUGGAGGGAGGGCAGCUGUGUACACUCACCCAACUGGCAGUAGAAGAACACUACACCACAGACGAUCUGAGGCUAAUGCUAGCGCAGCUGCAGACAGAGGGACUCUGCGUCACCACCACCGCGCACGACCAGGCCGUGGCUAAGUUUGCGACGGAGGAAGAGCCCAUCCCACGCAUAACCGAGAGAGACACACGCAUUGUGCAGCUGCGGUGGUCGAUUGGUAUGGAGGACGACUACAUCGCACAACUGGAUGAAGACAUAGAGAAAGACAACGCAGAGCUCAAGACACUUGUGCAGAGGAAAGCGCCUCAAGCCAAAAAGCUGGCCGUUCUCUCACGGAGAAAGAAUCGGGAAAAGAACAGAGACGUCAGGGCGUCCGCUCGACACAACCUCGAACACGUGUUACUUGAGUUGGAGAAUGCAGCCACCAACAUGGCUGUGAUGAAGGCAAUGACAGGCGCAGUGCAGACCCAUCAGGCCAUACAAGGCGUGGAUACGGCUGAGCACUACGGAAACGUUAUGGAUGAUAUAGCGGACGUUAUGGAUACGAACAAUGACAUUUCGCAAGCGAUGAGUUUGGAUGUGAGUGCCGUUGAUGCGGACGACGACGCACUGCUGGCAGAACUAGACGCACUGGAGAGCCACACAACUGAACCCAAACAGCGGGUAACAGAGCAGCACUACCGAUAUCCGAACAUUCCCCAAACGAACCCAAACUUUCAAAGGGAGUCGCAAACAGCUCACACUCAAAGACACGCCGCAACAUGAGGGUGAAUGGAAGUAUACCUCCAAAGGGCAACCAGAAAACAACUAGCGAGCACUUUCAACAAACAUCAAACGAACACUAAAGAUCAUAUAAAUAAAUAUCAAACGAUCAUUAAAAAGAGUAUUAAAAAAAUGCACCUAAGGCC